Molecule: messenger RNA, 777 nt
Organism: Penicillium cinerascens
Lineage: Eukaryota; Fungi; Ascomycota; Eurotiomycetes; Eurotiales; Aspergillaceae
Product: HNH endonuclease
Exons: 2
Coding region: 1-777 (258 amino acids)
Source: RefSeq, a predicted model, not a curated record
AUGACCUCCGAUGACAACUACGCGGUCUUCCGAGAGUGUCUCUCGAGUGCCAUUGUCGCUCGCUCCGAAGACAAGCCCAAUACGGCCAAAAGGCGACAGAAGCCCAAGCGCAACGGGCGCAAAGAUGCGACGAAGAGCUUGGAAAUAGCCACCGUGUACACGCGAGCUGACCCAGAGGACUUGGCCGAGUUCAUUGAUUUCAUCGCAUCCGAAACUUUCGCCUCAUUCCCUCGAGACCUCCAAACCCUCUCCUAUGCCGCAAUCCAACAUGACGCUCACCUUGCAACCCUCUACGUCCCACCUGACACGGACACUCCACUCCCCCGCAAUACCCUCGACACCCUCUGCACCGUAAUCCCACUCGAUGUAACAGACUCACUCACCGUCUACGGAAUCCUACCCGCAGCAGACGACUUCCCAGAAUUCUUAUCGCCCGUGUUUACCGAGUACAUAACCAGCGUGACGAGCGGACCGCCAGCAUGGUCGAAUACGCGCACUGAUGCGUGCGAGAUCUGCGAGCGUGACUGGAUCCCGCUUUCGUAUCACCAUCUUAUACCGCGCGGUGUGCAUGCGAAGGUAAUCAAGAAGGGUUGGCAUGAUGAGUGGAUGCUGAAUAGUGUUGCGUGGCUUUGUCGGGCUUGUCAUAGUUUUGUGCAUCGCAUGGCGAGUAAUGAGGAGCUGGCUAGGGAGUGGUUUACUGUUGAGCGGAUUUGUGAGAGGGAGGAUGUUCAGGAUUGGGCAAAGUGGGUUGGGAGGGUGAGGUGGAAGGCGAAGUAG